AGUUUAUAACCCGGUGACUCUACAUUUAGGGUUUCUAGGGUUCAUUUCACUCUCCAUAUCUCUGAAACAGCGAGCGAGAGAAAGAAUCAGAAUCCUGAAUCCUCUAACGCAUAGCAAUGGCGCCGAAGACUCCAAGAAUCAGCAGAAAUCCAAAUCUAGUUCGCGGAAUUGGAAAGUAUUCAAGGUCUCAGAUGUACCACAAGAGGGGUUUAUGGGCUAUCAAAGCCAAAAACGGCGGCGUUUUCCCUAAGCACGACCCAAAACCUAAGCCUGCUUCUCCUGCCGAGAAACCUCCCAAGUUCUAUCCAGCCGAUGAUAUUAAGAAGCCUCUACAUAACAAGCGCAAACCCAAACCCACAAAGCUCAGGGCUAGCAUUACUCCAGGAACUGUAUUGAUUAUUCUUGCUGGAAGGUUCAAGGGCAAGAGGGUUGUCUUCUUGAAGCAACUUUCCUCUGGGUUGCUUUUGGUUACUGGACCAUUUAAGAUUAAUGGUGUCCCUCUAAGGAGAGUGAACCAAUCUUAUGUGAUUGCAACUUCAACCAAGGUUGACAUCUCUGGAGUUAAUGCUGAUAAGUUUGAUGACAAAUACUUUGCCAAGCAAGCCGAGAAGAGGAAAAAGAAGGGAGAGGGCGAGUUCUUUGAGGCAGAGAAAGAGGAGAAAAAUGUGCUUCCACAAGAGAAGAAAGAUGAUCAGAAGACUCUUGAUGCAGCAUUAAUUAAAUCAAUUGAGGGUGUUCCAGAAUUGAAGGCUUAUUUAGCUGCUAGAUUUUCUCUCAAGGCAGGAAUGAAACCCCAUGAGCUUGUCUUCUAGUGGAGAAAAAGUAUUAGGAUUGUUCCCCUCUUUUUUGCUGGGUUUAUUUUGAAUCUUAUUUAAGAAGUUGUACCGAUUCCAUUUUUGGCAAUAUAUGAACCUUUUCUUAUAUGGUUA
Ricinus communis (castor bean) is the source of this 929-nucleotide messenger RNA. RefSeq names its product 60S ribosomal protein L6. The coding region runs from base 117 to 812 and encodes 231 amino acids. Gene Ontology annotation, biological process: ribosomal large subunit assembly; cytoplasmic translation. Gene Ontology annotation, molecular function: structural constituent of ribosome; RNA binding. Gene Ontology annotation, cellular component: cytosolic large ribosomal subunit; ribosome. The record is from RefSeq and is a predicted model, not a curated record. Lineage: Eukaryota; Viridiplantae; Streptophyta; Magnoliopsida; Malpighiales; Euphorbiaceae. The transcript has 4 exons.